CCGACGUCGCGCUGUGAUGACGCACGCGGACAGCGACGCCGGCACAGUGCAACUCCACAAAAGAACAACUUUCAUCGAGUCUACUGCCAUAUCUGCUGCUAUUUAAUGCGUUAGUUUAUGUCAAUUAGUUGUCUGUAGGAGAAUGUGAACCGCUGGAGAAGACCGUGAGUCGCGGUACAAUUGGUCUCCUUUAGGGUUUGACUCCUGUUUUAAUAAUAGUUUUUGAAGCCGAGGAGGCGCAAGAACACACCUACAGCAGUGACAGACCGCGGGAAAAUGUCGUUAUUUCCUGUGCAAUGAAGUCUUGGCGCGACAUUACCGCUGUAAAUAACCGGAGGACAUAUAACAAUACGCAAACAAGAACCCCUUAAGAAACUGAGCCACAGAUAUAUACUUGGAAUAAUGGAGCAUUGGAACAUUGACACCAAUGAUGCUUCUGGUCUCUUGGUACCUGAUGUCAGUGAAGAUUCUGUGGAUAUCUACGAUGGCCUGGAUAUCGGUUCUAACAGCAAUGCAGAGAAGUCCUCUCCAAAUGCUUCGCAGCUGAAAGAGUCGAUGGAUCUUUAUGAAGAAAUUGUCACAGAGGAACAGCAGAGUAGAGAGUCAACAUACUCUGAGUUGAAGUCCAGAUUCCAAGCAGCCCAAAACCAAAUUAAAGAGUUGCGCAGGAGACUGGAGCAGAUGGAGAUGCAGAAUACAGGGUUGAAUACUGAGAACUACCGUCUCAAAAAGAACAUCUCUGCACUUUUACGAACAGCUAGACAGGAGGUGACACGAAAAGAUGCUGAGAUUCAGAGGCUGAACCAACGGUCAGAGAAAGGUCGACAUCAUCAUCAUCAAUCUCAUAUUAAUAAUCUGCGGGAUCAAAAUUCCUCCAGUCGGACUGCCACAGAUAGCUGCAAGAGUAGACCACCUCCUCCACCUCCCUCCAGUCCUCCUCCCCCUCAUCCACCUCUACCAGCCUCACCUCCCAGGGAGGAUCAUCCUCCAAGGGAUCCUCCUCAACCUUCCAGGAAAGAAAGUGAUAGUUCUACCUAUCAGCCCAGUGGAUCUUGCAUUGAGACAAGAGCUUCAAAAGCAUCAUCUCACAGUCAUUUAAAAAGUUCCUCAAGAGGACAUUGUGAUGUACCUAACAAACAGACUGACCACUUUGUCAGCAAAUCCAGUAGCAGUUCAUCAACCCGACAUAUUGAGUCAGACAAACACAAGUCCAAGCACAGAGAGGAAAAAUGUCAAAGUCAAAAACUAUCUGAAUCAACAGACAGGAGACAUAGAAUUGGUUCAGAUCCCAACAAGAACUGUUAUGCCCCUGAGAAAAACAGGUCUCACAAGGCAGACAAAGAAAAAGAACAAAGAUAUGGAUCCAGGUCAUGUAAAAGCAGGAACUAUCUAAAUGUUGAGGGGCACCACAGAGCAGAGAGGGCUAAAAGCCCUCCACCAGAGAUUUUACAUAGUGUAGCUUCCUCUGAUGACAAGAAAGGGAGAAGUAAAGAACGAAGACGAGAUAAAGCCAAAAUGUCCACAUCAGACUCUGAACAUAGUGCAGCUCACAGCUCUAAAGAGGGCUACAGCCGAGAUCAUAGAAAAAGUAAGACUGGUGAUGGAUAUAUCAGAAGUUCAGACUCGAAGGACCGGAAAAAGUCCUCUUCAAAUCAACAUGUUGAGCACUACAGUGAUUCCUCCAAAAACAGAGAAGGAGAUAGACUUUCAAAGGAUUAUCCAAGGAAGGAAGAUAGACAACGUGAAGUUGAAAUCAGUAGAAAGCAUAAAAGGAGCAUUCUGUCAGAGACAAGCAGAGAACGUGAGAAACAGAGAUCAAAAGAAUCAGACCAAGGUAAAGCGGAUAUCUGUAGUAAGGAAAGACAGGAAAAGACACAAGAGACCUUAAAAAGAUCAUCCGAAGAACCAAAUAUCACUGAGAAAAGCUUUGUGGAGGAAAAUAGUCCAAACAGGAAACUGUGUUUCAUGGAAACAUUAAAUCUAACCCUUUCACCAAUUAAGAAGCCAAUGCUGCCCAUUGAUGCCAGCCAGGUUGGCCUCACAACAGUGGACAAGGUAGUUGAAAACGAACCAGAUGAUGAGAAUUCACAGCCUAACGUUGAAGACAUGUGUGUUAUUGAUGAAGUAGACAGCAGUGAAUUAGAAGCAGGGUUGGAAGAUGUUGCAGAGCAAUCUCCAGAUAUCUCCAAAACUCCACGUUCUGAAAAGACACAGAAAAGGUGCGAUGAUGCAAAAGAUGUCCAGGAAAAGGACAAAAACCGGAGUGAAACUCCUGCAGCUGACAAGCAACUUGAAGACAAUUCAGUUCAAACUACCUCGGCUCAUAGCCAACCCCUAGAUACUGCAGAGAAUCAGAUGACUGUGCAUCUCACACCAAAAUCACCAGAGAGUAGUUCUGUAAAAGCAACAGAAUGGGACAUUUCAAAAUAUCAUGAGGAUAAAACCAAGCUGACCUCAGACAGCUAUGUAGAUGAAUGUGGACCUCUGGAGGCUGCAGAUGGUGAGAUGUCUGGAAGCAUUUAUGAAGAACACACAAGCAAUUCUUCACAAAAAGUAAACCCUAGAAAUAAUACUGAUCAACCUGUUGCUGUUACCGAACCCAUUGUGCAUGAUUCAAGUGUAGAACUGACAUGUAGAACUCCUAAAACUGCAGUACAGAAAAGCCUCCCUGUGGAUUCAGUUGAAGAAGGUGCAGCUGCUUCACCCUCAAGGAAAAAUCCUGUAGCUGACCAGAACAAUCCCAAAAGUCAGCAAUUUUUUCUACCUCAGGACUGUCAGCAAAGACUGUGUCCUCCUGCUUCCAGUUCCAUUCACGACAAAGAUGCUUUUUGUAUGCAAGAUGGUCCUAAAGAUGCAGAAGCUGUAUCCAGUACAAUAAGCCUGGAAUCACUUCCACAAGAAGGGCUGAGUCUUCCUGAGGCUAUUUAUGUUUUAACACAGGUAAAUAAAGACGCCAAUGACAACAGUAGCAUCGCAACUGAGCCAAGUUCUUCCACUGGCUGUGUCGCAGUGUCCAAAGUCAGCAGUACAACAGAAGAGACGACGCUGCCAGAAAGGUACAGUGACCCCACUUUCACACCAAGUAAUAGCUUCAGUCCUGGAAAGAGUCAUGAGGGUUAUGUUGAGCCUUCCAGUUCUGUGCCAUUACUCCAUGAUGAGGACUCCAUGAUGCGCACAUUGAGCAGUCUGAAGAGAAUCCCUGAUGCCAUAAGCCCUCUGAGGAGCCCAAUACGAAUAUCCAAGAGAAGUCAUCUCCAUGUUCAUGGCAAGCCAGGUCAUGUCAAGAGCCUUCAAAAAGAUUUCUCCAGCACAGCUGUUGAUGCCAACUCAGAGAAGUUGGACGUAAACAAAGAAAACAAAUAUCCGGGUUCUCCUGCAAACCAUGACAAGCAAAACUUGGUGGACAAGGUAUCCGACCUGCCUUCAAGGCUCUCUGACAAUGAACUGGAGGAAGGGGAAAUUUUAAGCGAAAGUGAUGAGGUGGCUGCAGGUUCUCCUAUUCCUGCAACCAAGAGGGCGAAGUUUGCACGACCAGUCAGAAAUAAACCAAGUCCUAAGUCUGUGUUAAAGAGGACAUCUGAAGAAAGGUGUGUUGCAUCAAAAGAAACUAAUGAAACAGCAGGUGUAUCGACACGAAGUCCAAAGAGUCGUUUUAAAACAGUUUCUCCUGCAGAAACUAAAGCUUCUUUUUCCACCAUAGAGAAAGUAAUGGAGACAUUCAAGUUGGUUCGUACUGAGAUCAGAAAAAAGUACAUGAAGCUUCAUAAAACCUUUCCCAAGAAGAGCUUUUAUGGUGUGAUGGAAAAUUUCCAGGAGUCUUUUUUAGAAUUUGUGGAUGGUGCUCAUUUUGGUCAAAUAUGCGCUCAGGAAGGGGAGCUGAAAUCCAAGCUAAAGAAAUUGAUUGCAUCUGUGUUUUGCAAAGUAUCAAAUAAUGGUAUUGUGAAACGCAUCUUUGAACAGCAAGCAGUCGAUCUAAAGCAAAAGUUGUGGGACUUUGUAGAUGUCCAAGUUGACUACUUGUUCAAGGAUAUUUACACAACACUGAAGAGCCUUUGCAACCCAGAAAGAGUUCAGGCUGAGGACAAGAGGCCCAGUGUAAAUGAGAAUGUAUCUAGACAGCCUCCUGCAAAGAAGUCACGGUGUCAACAAAAGGAAGCACAAUCUGCUCCAACCAGCCUGAAUCGAAUCACGCCUAGUGCUGUGGCACCUUACAAAACAGGCCUUGGAAGCAGAGGCAAAGAUAUCAGAAUCACACAUGUGGAAAAAGACAGGAAUGUUGAUCCGCAUCCAAGAAAUUGCCCAAAUACACAAACUGUGGUAGAUUUCCUUCUUCCUAAAAAUAUUCCUUCAACUCCAGAGAAAAAUAACAUAUCUUCUUUGGUUGUCUCUCAAAAUGCCUCUUUGCUUGACAAAACUGACUUUGAGCUUCUCACAGAACAACAAGCCUCCAGUUUAACUUUCAACCUGGUGAGAGACUCUCAAAUGGGAGAAAUCUUCAAGUGUCUCCUGCAAGGAUCCGACUUACUAGAAACCAGUGGCAUCACUGGAGACAACACCACCUGGUCCCUUGGUACACCAAGGAAGGAUGGAGAGAGACUCCUCAGCAUCACCACACCGACUAAAUUUGACUCUCCGUCUAAACUGCUUUCCCAGACGAAAUUUGAUACUCCCUCCAAACUUAUCGCAACAUGGUCUAGCAUUUCACCUUGCAAGAUGUCGUCUCCACGAUUCAAAGAUCAGAUCCCACUGAAUCCUGCUUUAUUUGAUGAAAGUUGCUUGUUAGAAGUGCCAUCAGAGAAUAGAGCAAUGUUACAGUCCAGCUUGGCUUCACAUAGGUCAUAUUCCAUUCUAGCUGAAGAUCUGGCAGUCUCCCUCACCAUUCCAUCACCUCUCAAGUCCGACAGCCAUCUCAGCUUCCUACAGCCAUCAAGCAUGCACAUCAUGUCCACUCCAGACAGUGUCAUCAGCGCUCACAUAAGUGAGGACACUCUGUUGGAUGGGGAAGACGCUACAGAACAGGACAUUCACCUGGCCCUCGACACAGACAACUCCAGCUGUGGCUCCAGCAGCAGCGUGGCCUCGGAAGGACUCGCCACACCUUUCGUGUUCAAGACUGACCUGCCCAUGCAGGCGCUAGUGAUGGAGAAGUCAAACGAUCAUUUCAUCGUGAAGAUUCGUCAGGCAGCCACUGGCGCAGAUACCACGCUCACUGCUGAUGACAGCUUAAGUCAAACACUAACAGAAGAAGAUCAGCAACAUAAAGAAGACGAUGUGCAGAAGGGUACUCCUUCAAAUUCUGUAUCAUCAGAGAACAACCUGUCUAACCUUGCUGAAAGCACUGGGAUCUGUCAGGCUGCCAUCGGUGCAGAUAUCCAUCUCACUCAAGAUGAGAGCUUAACACUAACAAAAGAUCCAUCCCACAAAAAAGAUACGCCAACUCAACAAAAUACCUCAAAGGUUUGUUUUUCUGAGAAUUCACAGAAACCUUCGGAGUCUCUGAAAAAUCUGCCUAAAAUUGCUCCUUCAGAUAACAGUUUGCACAAUGGUGUUCAAAGCUCCGAUCAUUUCUUUGGGCAUAUCAGCCAGGCAACCAGCAGAGAAGGUAUCACAGUCACUGCUGAUGAGAGCGCAAGUCAAACACACCACAGAGAAGAAGACAUGACAACACAACAAAGUCUCUCAAAAGCUCUUUUGUCAGAUAACAGUCCACAUCACCCUGCUGAAAGCUCUGAAACAUAUCAAAAGAGCCAAGUGUUGGCGUCACAUGUUUCAGACUCAGAGAGAGAUGAAAUGGAGGUGUCAGAGCCAGAGAGAAGUCUCACAGUUGGAGAGGACAUAAGCAGCACAUCAGAGAAAGACCAAACGGAUUGUGGCAAAGGUAGAAAACGGAAGAAGCACCAGGAGAAAUCAAAAGCUAAGCGGUCCAGAAAGGAGGAAGAGGAGAGCACAGAAGAGAUGUUGUCCAACUGCAAGAGUGAUAAUAGUGAAUCCAAAUCCUCCCCAGCAUCGCUGUCCCCCAACAGUCUCUAUGCCAGGAAUGUCAUCAGGAAGAAGGGUGAGGUGGUGAUGUCAUGGACCAGAGAUGAAGAUCGAGCUAUUCUAAUUGACCUUAAGACAAAAGGGGCUUCACGUGAGACUUUUUCUGCCUUGUCAGAGAAGCUUAAUAAGCCAUCAGGGCAGAUUGCUCACAGAUUUUACCAGCUCAUGAAGCUUUUUAAGAAGCAGGAGAAGAUGGACACUUGAUCCCUCUGACUGUGUGCUUUGUUUUAUGCAAAUAGUUCUUGUAUUAGAACAUUUCCACAAACAUACUGUGCCACCAACACAGGUAUGUAGGCUGCUGUUCAUGUGACAUGGUGCGCGAAGACGUGAAAGCAGGGUGGCAGUGGGAGUCAUUACAAGUCCCCAUGGCUCACAGGAUCGAUCCCCACAUAUACUACUCUUCCCAUCAAGAUCUGGAGCCCUGCAUACUCCCAUCAUCAGCUGAGUAGAAAUAUGGACAGCAGUUUUAGACAUGCUUUGUUUUCCAAAGGAAGGUCACUUUCCAUGAAGGUAUUAUGUUCUGGAUAUUGAACUGUACCUGUUCAUAGUAAUGUUCAAAAAUAGUGUGAAAAAUAAGAAUUCAACAAUAAUGACUCUUCCUCAGCACAACUGACAAGAUAGCUUGAUGUAAACGGUGAAGGAUUCAUUUAGUGAAAAUACAGUUAACAGUGUUAUUGUUUUUGAUGCACUUUUUGGUUUUUAGGAAUCCACACUGCAGUCACUACUACAAUAUCAAUCCUGGAUGCUGACGUCUGGUCCUCAGAGAAGCAUAUGACUUCAUCCUUGGUGCGGCAUCUAUACAUGCUUUUCUUUCCCUGCAUUUGCAGAUAUAAUACAUUGCAAAAAUGUUAGUCUCAAUAAGUCUGCAACAAGGUUGUCUUACAUCUAGUCCUAAACUGGGGGUUUUCUCAAAGCAGUUGGGAAAACUGCCUUUGGACUAGGAUAAUUCCAGGUUCCAGUGCUCAAAUUUUCCUAAAUUAGCUGACUUUAUUUUGUUCCUAAAAGUAGUGGACGCUCACUGUAAACAACUUGAAGCAUCACCCAUCAUAGACCAUAAAAUGGGACUAAUAGGUUGGGCCAUUUUAUUAUAAUUUUUUAUGUGAUAUUUUGAAUCUCAUUUUAAUGGAUGUAUUUUGUGUAUGGGGGGAGUGCUUGAUAUGUUUGAAGGUUAAAAUGUUUACAUGUCCAAUUCAUGUACAGGACAGUACAUUUAUCUCUGUUAUUACAAAUGAACCCUUUUAUCUGUGGGCCUAAAUGGGUUUUUGUUUGACCCAUCCUAUUGCUUAUAAACAGCAUGGAAUGCAAUAUUGUGAAUAUUGUGCGUAAUUCUUUACUGAAAAUAAAGUUUUAUUUAUUUGUG
Siniperca chuatsi (mandarin fish) is the source of this 7399-nucleotide messenger RNA. It is a transcript of the gene casp8ap2, whose product is annotated as caspase 8 associated protein 2. Bases 403 to 6243 code for a protein of 1946 amino acids. Lineage: Eukaryota; Metazoa; Chordata; Actinopteri; Centrarchiformes; Sinipercidae. Gene Ontology annotation, cellular component: PML body; mitochondrion. Gene Ontology annotation, molecular function: transcription corepressor activity. Gene Ontology annotation, biological process: Fas signaling pathway; extrinsic apoptotic signaling pathway via death domain receptors. The transcript is spliced from 10 exons. The record is from RefSeq and is a predicted model, not a curated record.